This is a messenger RNA of Phlebotomus papatasi, 1933 nucleotides long. RefSeq names its product kelch domain-containing protein 3. Gene Ontology annotation, molecular function: protein binding; chromatin binding. NCBI's taxonomy places the organism in Eukaryota, Metazoa, Arthropoda, Insecta, Diptera, Psychodidae. The record is from RefSeq and is a predicted model, not a curated record. The transcript has 4 exons. Gene Ontology annotation, cellular component: cytoplasm. The coding region runs from base 534 to 1676 and encodes 380 amino acids.
AGCACUUGCGUGUACUGUCAUUUCACUUUUUUUGUGCGUAAAUUGUGUAAAACACACUUUUUCUCGUCCCCACUCGCUAAAAUCACCCAAAUUAUCAGACAAUCGCCCAGUGAAUGGUUGAACAAGACGCGUGUCUCGUGCGAAGUGAAGAGAAAAAAACUAGUGCUAGUGUAAGUGGGCAGAUGAUGGUGAGUCUGGUCAGGAGGAGGGAUCAGACUGCUAAGUGAAUUCAUUGUCAAAAGUGUAUUUUUCUAUUAUGUAAAUAUCACUGCGGUGGCCUGCAAAUUGAUCUCUUUGCCUGGAUUUUUUUUCCUCAACAAAUUACUCGUCGCUCUGCGGGAUUGCAUCAAAAAUUUUCGAGGCCAGUGGAUUGGCAAAGUGCUCGUGAAUCAUGGUGUGGAUUGUGCAGAGGGACAUUUUAUCUGUUUGUCUGAAUAUCUGAUACAUUGUAGGCACAAUUUGUGCACAAGAAACACUCAAAAGAAUUCAAGUGUCUUUCAGUUGAAGUUCUCUUGAGAAGCAUAUAGUUAAAAAUGUACUGGACAGUGCAUCUCGAGGGAGGCCCUAGGCGUGUUAAUCACGCGGCCGUGAGUGUUGGGAACUACAUUUAUUCCUUUGGGGGCUACUGUGCUGGAGAGGACUAUCGUUCCUACCUCGUGAUGGACGUCCACGUUCUCAACAGCCUCAAUAUGCGCUGGUCUCUGGUGCCCAUUCGCAAAGAGGACUAUGGACAUCCCCUCAAGUAUCCAUGGGUUCCCUUCCAGCGCUACGGACACACAGCCGUUGCUUACAAGCAUCUUGUGUACGUCUGGGGAGGACGCAAUGACGAAAUGGUCUGCGAUAUCCUCUACUGUUUCGACACCCGAACCCUCAAGUGGUCAGCUCCGGAGGUGGUUGGAAGUGUUCCAGGUGCUCGCGAUGGACACACAGCCUGCGUCGUUGGACACAAAAUGUACAUAUUUGGGGGUUUCGAGGAAGCCAUGGAGCAGUUCUCACAUGAUGUCCACUGCCUGGAUCUCGAGUCGAUGACGUGGCGGUAUGUUCAGACAUUCGGAGAACCUCCUUCGUACAGGGACUUCCAUUCGGCUGUGGCUGUGCACGAUCGGAUGUACAUUUUUGGGGGAAGGGGAGACAGACACAGUCCUUAUCACUCUCAGGAUGAAAUCUACAACUCGGACAUUGUGUACCUCGACCUCAAGACCAUGACCUGGCACAUGCCACGAACCACAGGAACCGUCCCACUUGGCCGCAGAAGCCACUCCACCUUUGUGUACAAGAACCUCAUUUACGUGUUUGGCGGCUACAACGGCAUUCACGAUCAACACUUCAACGACAUGUACAGUUUCGAUCCGGAGAGGAACGUCUGGCGCCUGUUGGAGAGUCGAGGAGAAGUGCCAUGUGCUCGACGUCGUCACGUGUGCCUGGUUAUUGGGACAAAGCUUUACCUCUUCGGUGGCACGAGCCCCUCGAAGCAUUCUGAUCAAUCAGGAACGAACCUGUGUGAUUUCAACGAUACCCACGUGCUAGACUUUGAACCCACCCUCAAAACUCUUGCCCUCAUGACAGUCUUGGAGCACAGAAUCGAUCAGUCAUGGCUGCCAAGGGAGAUAAAAUUGGAAAUUCGGUCGAUGACCACACCAAAUAUCAUUAGUCGCCCACUAAACAAUGCGGGAUAAGAUGUGGGAGAAGUGACAAGAGUGACGAUAGCCACGAAAAUAGAGCUUUUUUUUCGUCCAAUCCAAUUGGAAGUCUGCAAUUCGAAUGAUUACUUUUGUGAACAUCCUGUAUGGAGGAUUUCUCUGUUGCGCAAUAAGAAACUAUUAAGUCUUGUAAAUAUCACUGUAAAAUUUAGGAAACAUCACUUUGUAAUAAUUUAUUUUAAUAACGAAAUUUGAGGAGAUGUGUAAUUAAUAAAAGUUGUUUCAUUCAGUAA